UUUCAGAUCAUAAUCAUAAUCAAAAAGUUAAUGGGAACUGAGUUGGUUGUCACUGAUGGUGAUGGUGGAUUUGAUGUUUUUCGGACGCGAUUACUGUUGAUGUUUGGUGGACCGUUAGGCUUUCAUCUUUUGUAUUUACGUGAGCCUCUUGAAGCUUAUGUAUAUUUCGCGACGUUUGGUCUCUCCCUGAUUGCGGUAUUUUACGAUGCAAUAAUUCUAAAUAGCCGGGUUGCUGCACGAAAUAAAGAAAUAGAUAUUGUAACUAUCGAUGAUCGAAAGGUGAGAGUAGUAUCCACUUCAAUUAUCCGUUUCAUUGCACAGUUGCUGUUUGGUUGUUGGAUUGGAUUCUUGUUCUGUUUAGUCACUGUUUUACUUAUUGGCACUGGACAUCGUGUCCUUCUAGCUCUGUCCAUAGCUGUCGGUGUCAGUCAAGGGGUUUAUGUGGUUGGAAACUGUAGGAAGCAACAGCGUAGCUUAAUUUACAUAGCACUUCCGGCAGCUAUUUCAUCUUUAAUGGCGAUCCUUUUGUUCGACCUUUCGUUGUGUCGGACAGUUUUCUUCACCUCACUUUCGGCGACGUUUGUUGGUAAUCGUAGUACCCAACUCCGAACAAUCCAGAAAUUUUCACGUGCUACGUAUUUUGUCCUAUCACUGAUUCAUUCUUUUAUCAUGAUUAUCAUUAUGAUUGGUUUGGUGCGUGUUAUACUUGAUCGACGAAUUUCAGUUGUCACAGGAAAUUAUGCUCGUGUUUCUGCUUCACUUGGUUCUAUCAUACAGGAUAAAUAUUUUCGAAUUCCAAGCAAAGAUAUUUUCGAAAAUUUUUCGCGUAUUGAAUAUUUGCCGGCACAGCAUAGAACGAUACUGAGUAUAGGAAAUUCCCGAGCAUAUCACCAAAAUGGUGAAGAAAAAUUGUCUAUUUUCGAUUACAUGACUAUAUUAAUUAUUGACUUUAUGCGAUAUAGUACGGAGCUGUCCAAAAAUACGGAAAUGCGAGGAUUAAGUGCUUUGCAACUGACUAUAUGGAGGAUAUUCGCUUUGCAGGUUUUUGAUGUGACACCAUAUGCAUCGGAUGAAAAAGUACUACAGGAAUGUUCGAAAUAUUUGAAAAAUGAAGAAUUACUGGGCGAAACCAUGAAAGAUAGCAACUAUUGGCAGCACAAAGCAACCAAGAAAGCUUGUAAACUUUUGCGCACAGUAGUUAGUAGCAGAAUAAUUUAA
Molecule: messenger RNA, 1218 nt
Organism: Loa loa (African eye worm)
Lineage: Eukaryota; Metazoa; Nematoda; Chromadorea; Rhabditida; Onchocercidae
Exons: 7
Coding region: 31-1218 (395 amino acids)
Biological process (GO): endocytosis
Cellular component (GO): early endosome; plasma membrane
Source: RefSeq, a predicted model, not a curated record